UGCUUGGAGUUAAAGUCAUAGUUAUCUGCAAUAUUACGAUUCCUUGCAUUUAUCGGAAACAUCAUGGCACAACAUUCCACUCAUAGCAGCUCUGGCUCUGGGCAUAGGCAUUUCAGUUCUUCCUCAGCUUGCUUGCCUGCUUUGAGCAAACACAGCAUUAGCUCCUUUGGUACAAGCAAAGUAUCUAUCGGUAAUAAGUCAUUUCCAAGUUUUGGUAGUAAAAGUGUGUAUGGCGUUGGAUCCGGAAGUGGACACAAAAUGUCAGUUGGAAGUUACUACUCAGUGAGAAGUGGUCAUGGAUAUGGAUCUAGUAAUGGACAUGGUUUUGGUGGAUCUAGCUAUGGAUUCGGGGGAUCAUGCAGCUCUGGAGGGAUCACCCCUGUCACUGUGAACCAAAGCCUGCUUUCUCCUCUCAACUUGGAAAUUGACCCAAAUAUCCAACGAGUGAGGACGGAUGAAAAAGACCAAAUUAAAGGUCUCAAUAACAAGUUUGCCUCCUUUAUUGACAAGGUACGGUUUUUGGAACAGCAGAAUAAGAUGCUUGAGACAAAGUGGGCUCUUCUCCAAGACCAAAAAACAUCCCGGUGUCAAAUUGAACCACUAUUUGAAGCUUUUAUCAGUAAUCUCCGUAGACAGCUUGAGAAUCUGGGAUGCGAGAGAGCUCGGCUCGAGUCAGAAAGAAGGACCACAGAGGACACAGUGGAGGAAUUCAAGGGAAAAUAUGAAGAGGAAUUGAACAGACGCACUUCUGCAGAGAAUGAAUUUGUAACCCUUAAGAGAGAUGUAGACACUGCUUUUAUGAGCAAGGCAGAACUACAAGCCAAGGUGGAUUCCCUUACAGAUGAGAUCAACUUCCUUAGAGCUUUAUUUGAUGCUGAAAUUGACCAGCUCCAGGCUCAGAUCUCAGACACCUCAGUGGUUGUGUCCAUGGAUAACAGUCGGGAUCUGGACCUGGAUGGAAUCAUUGCUGAGGUUAAAUCUCAAUAUGAGGACAUUGCUAACAGGAGCAGAGCUGAAGCUGAAUCACUGUACCAAUCAAGAUAUGAGGAACUGCGCAUGACAGCAGGUAAACAUGGUGAUGAUCUGCGUAACACUAAACAUGAGAUCGCUGAGCUUACUCGCAUGAUCCAAAGACUCAAAGGAGAAAUUGAGAAUGUGAAAGAACAGAGAGCGAAGUUGGAAUCAGCUAUAAAUGAGGCUGAGGAACGUGGAGAAGCUGCUGUCAGAGAUGCCAAAAACAAAUUAUCUGAGUUGGAAGGUGCUCUGCAGAAGGCCAAGCAGGACAUGGCUCGCCAACUGCGAGAAUACCAGGAGCUGAUGAAUGUGAAACUGGCUUUGGAUAUUGAGAUCGCCACCUACAGGAAGAUGCUGGAAGGAGAGGAAUGCAGGUUGGCUGGAGAGGGAAAUGGUUCUGUCAGCAUUUCUGUGCUGCAUUCCAGCACUGGAGGAUCACAUGGUGGAAGUGGACAUGGGCACCACCAGAAGAAUGGAUUUAGCUCUGGGAGCAUCUCAAUGGGAAAAUACAGCUCAGGGCAUGGACACUGCUCCUAAUCAUUUAGGGCACUGUUUGUGUUUUUAUUUUUUCUCAACAAGCAACAGCUAACUUUUUGAUUCUUUUUCAUCUUUUGUGUGCAUAACAGGUGUGCAAGGAAAUCUACUGCUUCUGUAACGUGCAUACAAAAGGAAAAUCAUGCAAUUAAUAGAACAUUCUUUUAUAACUCUCAAUUGAUCAAUAGCUUUCUCUAUAUCUACUUAGAUGACAUUUAGGAAACAUUAAUUUGCAGACAUUUUAAUGAUUUUUUUUCAGAGGUAACUACAGAAAAUAUUUCAAAGUUUUUUGUUUGUUUUUUUGUAUUUUUUUUUUGUAUCCCCACAAUGUAUAUC
Molecule: messenger RNA, 1884 nt
Organism: Pelobates fuscus (common spadefoot toad)
Lineage: Eukaryota; Metazoa; Chordata; Amphibia; Anura; Pelobatidae
Product: keratin, type II cytoskeletal cochleal-like
Exons: 9
Coding region: 64-1551 (495 amino acids)
Biological process (GO): intermediate filament organization; keratinization
Cellular component (GO): keratin filament
Molecular function (GO): structural constituent of skin epidermis
Source: RefSeq, a predicted model, not a curated record